AUGAAUAUCUGGACGGAACAUAGGAAUCCGGAAGGACGUACCUACUGGUUCAAUACUGGUACGAAGGAGAGUGUUUGGGAGAAACCAGAUGACUUGAAGACCCCGUUCGAGCGCGCUCUGAACCAAACCCCAUGGAAAGAAUACUUCUCUGGAGGACGCAAGUACUACUACAACACGGAUACCAGAGUCUCAAAAUGGGAAAUGCCAGACGAACUCCUCCUCCUCCUCGAAAAGGUCGAGAAAGACGGAAUGGCCAACGCCCCUCCACAGCCCUCCAACCUGGCCGCCCCACCACCCGCAUCCGCCGGUCUCCCCGCCGCCCCACAUAUGAUCGCACCCGCAUUCACACCCCAAUCCAACGCGCUCGUUUCGCUCAACGACCCACUCGCUCAGAACCCCGGCAUGGACGGGCUGAACCACAAUGGUACCCCUUCGGGACUGCCAUUGAAUGCUGCGAGCAUUCUGCCUGCGCGUCCGAAUUUGCCGGAUGAGCCUACGAUACCGCAUAAUGGGUUUGCGACGGUGGAGGAGGGAGAGAAGGCGUUCACUUAUUUGUUGAGGAAAGCCGGGGUAGAUGAGAAUUGGACGUGGGACCAGACGAUGAGGGCUAUCAUCACGGACCCGUUAUACAAGGCGUUGAACUCGUUGGCAGAGAAGAAGGCUGCGUGGCAGAAGUAUGUGGAUAACUUGAAGGCGAAGGAGCAAGAGGAACGCGAAGCUCGUCUGGCCAAGACGCGUCCCGCUAUCCGCAACAUGCUCAAGGGCAACCCGAACGUCUUCCACUACACGACCUUCCCGACCGCCGACAAACUCUUCGCACAGCAUCCGAUCUGGCAGCAGGCGAAGGUCGAAGCGGAGAGGAAGCUCAUCUUUGAAGAGUACGUCGCUGAGCUCAAGCAACGUGAAGUGCAAGACGCCCGGGCAGCGCACGGUCGUGCUAUUGGUAAACUCGUAGCACUCUUCAAGCAGCUCGACGUUGACGUCCUUACCCGCUGGCGCUCCGCUCACGCGCUCGUCCUCGAGUCUGAAGAAUGGAAAAACGACGAAGAGCUCCAGAAACUUCCCAACCUCGAUUUAUUGUUGGCUUUUGAGGAUUAUAGUCGUGUGAAGGAAAGGGAGUUCGAUGAACAGAUGCGAAGGACGCAGAUCGAUAAGACGAGGAGAGAGAGGAAGGCCAGGGAGGCGUUCAAGGAUCUUCUGAAAGGCCUUGUCGACUCCGGCGCCAUCAAGGCGCGCACGAAGUGGAAGACGGUCUAUCCGUCUUUCGCGGACGACAACCGCUACCUCGACAUACUCGGAAACCCAGGCUCGAACCCGCUCGAGCUCUUCUGGGACGUCGUCGACGACCUUGACCAGCGAUUGGACGCGAAGAUGGUCAUAGUCGAGGGUGCGAUUCGGAGGUAUAAUGCGAAAUUGGAUGCGAGUGCGAAAGAGGCGCGUGUUAAGAAGGAAGAGGGCGACAAGGUGAAGAAGGAAGAAGAGGGUGAGGAUCGGGUAAAGAAGGAAGAAGAGGAAGAGGAGGUGAGGCAUUUUGCGGUGUUGCCGGAGACGACGGAGGAGGAGUUUAUGAAGGUGAUCCGGGAGGAUGAGGAUGAGAAGUUGUUGAGGAUGAAGGAGGAUGAGUUGGAGGAAGUAUUCCAGACGAUGCACGACGAGGCGCUCAAACGGCAAGCUGACGAGAGACGCCGCGCGGAGAGGAAGCUGAGGCAUAUGCAGGAUGAUCUACGCUACGCCAUGAAGAAGCUGGCCGACCCCAUCGACGUCAAUAUGGGCUAUGAAGAGGCGAUUCCCCUCAUCGAACACCUCCCCGAGUAUAAAGCUCUGGAUGACGAAAGCCGCCGCGCUGCCUUUUCCAAGUUCGCCAAACGCCAGAAGGAACGACUGCGCGAAUUAUCGGAAGACGGAGGGUCCACUACCAGUCGAAAACGGAAAGAACCAAUCCCUCACCGAGAACCCGAACGUGAGCGCGAAAGGCCCAGCGAACGCGAGCGCGAGCCCGUCAAGGAGAAAGAAAAAGAAAAGGAGAAGGAGAAGGACCGUGGUGGAGAACGUGAACGCGACCGGGACAGUAGGGGUGACUACAGAGACAGCAGCGCGCGAGAGCGUGAUCGCCAUACUGACAGGAGCGACCGCGACCGCGACCGCGGCGGCGAGCGGGAACGAGAGCGGGAACGGGAGUAUGAUCCGAGAGAAAGGGACAGGUCGUCGAGGUAUGGGCAUCAUAAGGGUUCGCAUGAUGAUUAUAGGUCGUCGAGGGAGUAUGGGAGGGAGAGUACGAGGGAUAGGGAGAGGGAGAGAGAUUGGGAUAGGGAUUCUGGGAGGGAUUAUAGGGAUAGGGAUAAGGAGAGGGAGAGGUAUGCGGGAUAUAGGGAGAGGGGGUCGGGGUCGAGUAAGCACCAUAGGGAGUAUGCUGCUGAGAGAGACGAUAAGCGGAGGAGGUCGAGGGAUCCGGUAGUCCUCGCGGACGAAAGGCUGGAGGAAAGGGCGGAGAAGAGGCCCAGAGUGGACCGUGAACCCACGCCGCCGCCCAAAGUGGAAGAAAAGGCUCCAGAGCCACCGAAGCGGGAGGAGACGCCUGAGGAGGGCGAGAUAUGA
Messenger RNA from Stereum hirsutum FP-91666 SS1, 2595 nucleotides. RefSeq lists its product as uncharacterized. Gene Ontology annotation, molecular function: protein binding; RNA binding. Gene Ontology annotation, biological process: mRNA cis splicing, via spliceosome. The coding region runs from base 1 to 2595 and encodes 864 amino acids. The record is from RefSeq and is a predicted model, not a curated record. Gene Ontology annotation, cellular component: U1 snRNP; U2-type prespliceosome. The transcript has 12 exons. Lineage: Eukaryota; Fungi; Basidiomycota; Agaricomycetes; Russulales; Stereaceae.